AUGCGCACCGAUGAUCCCAGGAGGGAAACUGUCGUUGCUUCUGUUAGGGAGCAAGUUUCACUGGUGAAAGAAAUUAUUAAAGCAACACUUUUAGAAGUCAGUGAGCUGUGUAGGCCAGUAGUAGCCGAGCGAGUGUUCAAGUUAUUACGUGUUGCACAGAUAGGCAGCGUAAGCGAUCUACAAGAGCACCUGCGUAAGGAUGCAGUUAUAAGUGAGCUCUUAGUAGAGAUCGGUGAAAUCUUGCAGUGUAACGAAAGUGAGAUAGGUGCGAAAUUGAGGGAAUUAACCACAGCAUUGAAAACAGAACAACGAAACUCUGAGAUUUUUCGACUGCAGUUAAGUCAAAAAGAAUUGCAGAUCGAACAGUUGCGUCACGAAGUUGAGUGCAUGGGCCAAAAGCCUUCAGAAGAUCAGAGCAGUGGAACCAGACCACUCCAGGGUGAGUCAGAGGUACCUGUACGAAGUGAUCAUUCUGGAAAUUCCGACCAGUUCAAUCCGUUAUUUCAGAUGCAAUCCUCAAAGAUCUCGACGCCAUCGAACCAGAAGUCUUGCGGGACUACGCUGAAAAGCGGCUCAGGGAACAGUCACGAAACUCAACAAUCGUCGGACACAGGUGAGGUUGACGAGUUUUCACUAAGUGACUAUAUUCGAACCAUGUCGCUACCCGAUGUACAGCCUUUUUCUGGUAAACCUGGCGAGUGUUUCAAGAGAUUUUUGAACUCAUUCGACAUGAAGUACCCAAAAGGGCAGUGGAAAGAGUUGAACCGUUUGCAACUUUUCCAAAGUUUCCUGAGGAAAAACGCGUUAACAGUCUUUGAAACGUUGCCGAGCGAGAUACGAUCGAGCACUCUCGAUCGCGUGAUUGACGCAAUGAAAGAAAGGCUGCGCAUAGACGGAAAUAGCCAGCGGGUUAAGGCCCUAGCAGGGUUGCGUACAUUGGCUAUAAGGCCUGGACAAGCAGUAAAUGAAUUUUGUUUCGUUUUGGAAAGCUUAGCUAAUAAGGCCUACCCGGAUGUGCCCGCAGAGGCAACUUCAUUGCAAAAAGCCGAAAUUUUGUGCAGACAGCUGGCUAACUGGAAUGGGAGUUACUGCCUAACUGAGGCACUAGAGACUAGCUCUUGCGAACAAGCUUAUGAAAAAGUGAAAGAGGCAGCACUACGUUUGGAAAGAAGUUUGAAAACAGCUGAGGAGUGUCGAAUAGCAACUAGGGCACGGUCUACUCACAAUUUCAACCAGAAGCAUGCCGUCGGGGAUAAGCAACCUGGACCGUUUGUCGGGAAGGGUACGGAAGAAAUUGCGAAAAUAGGCACAGAUAAGCCACGCAAACUUCCAUUGAGCAACAAACCAGAAACUACCCCGCCGUACCAGCAGAGAAGAAGAGACCAUGGCCCACCAAGGUGCUAUAAGUGUGGCAAAAGGGGACACAUGGCUAAGGACUGCAGCGUUUCAUCAUCCAGGCAACAACAUAGCUCUGUUCUAAGAGAGGAUCCUAACCAAACGUCUAGUGUGGCAUAUGCCUCUUUGAUAGAUAAAUGGAUGUGUACAAUAUGGGAAGAGUCGGCAUCGAGUGUGAGCGAAUGGUUUGGCCAAAAACCGCUGGUCGAUAUAAUAAUUUGCGGAAUAAAAGCAACCGCUCUCCUAGAUACGGGUUCGCAAACAACGAUCAUACCAGUUAAGUUGCUGAAGAGAGCUGUAGAAUAUGAAAGUAACUUGGAUGAGUAUAUCGAACAUGUGCCAGGACCCAAGGUGAAUGUGCGGGAUGCUUCAGGGAAUGUGAUGGAAGUCUUUGAUACCAUCCGCGUAGCAAUAACACUAGGAAGCCAGCUAGAAUUUGUGUCAGUCUAUGUAGGGGAAGGUUCAGACGAAGUGGUGAUCCUAGGAACGAAUGCCCUUCAUAUGUUCAAACUCAAGUUGGUAAGACACACUUCCACAAAGAGCGAAUCUCUAUAUGAUAGCGGUCGAACAACUGCUAACAUAAGCACUGACAGCUCGAGCUAA
This is a messenger RNA of Cooperia oncophora, 1998 nucleotides long. The record is from the annotation of a GenBank genome assembly. NCBI's taxonomy places the organism in Eukaryota, Metazoa, Nematoda, Chromadorea, Rhabditida, Trichostrongylidae.